Molecule: messenger RNA, 1125 nt
Organism: Sphaerodactylus townsendi
Lineage: Eukaryota; Metazoa; Chordata; Lepidosauria; Squamata; Sphaerodactylidae
Exons: 4
Coding region: 1-1071 (356 amino acids)
Source: RefSeq, a predicted model, not a curated record
AUGAAGUUGAUGCUCAAUGCUGUCCAGUGCCUAUAUAAAACAUUACCGAGGUUUCUCAGGGGUAAUUUGGCUCCUUUCUUUCUUCUUCCCCCUGAAUUUAUUGUGGUUGACUCCCUGAUUGUCCUCAGCAGGGGGCCCCAACCUUGUUCAACCUCCGAGUGCUUUUUAAACAUGGCCGAUGAGACCUCGGCUUUUCAUCUAAUAUUUGUGAUCUUCAGCAAAAGAUAUUCUAUCAACCAAUGGCUUUUUGCUCUGGAACAAGCCACCUGGGAAUUCAUAAGGAAGGUUUACAUUGGGACUCCUCUUACGUACUUAACAGUUGUGACUGCUACUCAAAGAGAACGCCAGAGUGGUCACACCCGGGGUAUCGUUUUCGAGGGCUUGUUUGGCAUUGCUGUGGCAACAGAUCAGAGCCUACAUCGGUGGCAUUUCCCCCGACGGCCAAGAGAAACAGGACAUGGUCGCCUUCCGCCUCAGCGCCCUCAAUCCCAUCGUGGACCCGUGGCUCUUCAUCAUCUUCCGGAACUCCGUCUUCCGCAGCCUCAGGGACUUCGUCUGCUGCCGCCUGGGCUGGCUCUCUUUGCCCCGGACACGGAGGGCCUCAGACAAGGUGGGAAUGCAAGAUGGCCUCUCUUUCCAAGGCACCUGUGUCUGCUGAGAGCAGAGCUCCCUCUUAUUCUCCAGGGCAAAAGUUCCCUGAUGUGGGACAGGUUGCUGCGGAAUGGAGACGAGGAGGAGGAGGAGAAACUACACUCCCCCGCCGUCUCAAAAGGAUCGGGCUUCUCUGAAACUCGAGGCACAGAUCAGAUCAUCGUUGCAAGAGGUGGGAGAUCAAGGAGAGCUUCUGGGGUAUCUCCAGCGGGCAGGUCCUCCACAGGGAUGCCCUGUUUGAUGUCCCACCUUCAGUCCCCCAAGAGGGGCCCUAGAAAGGAGACAGGAAGCCAAGGAGAAAAGGAACCUCCAAUUCCCCUGCAAAGCUGUGCAAAGCACAGGGACAAGAGGAGCCUCUUCGGUGAAGGUGCCGGCACUCCUGCAUCUUGGGCCGCCAGCCCCAGGUUGGGAAAUUCUUGAUGAUUUGGAGUCAGAACAUGGGGAGGGGAGGGCAGAAAUUGGGAAGAAGAAGAA